Molecule: messenger RNA, 3457 nt
Organism: Magnolia sinica
Lineage: Eukaryota; Viridiplantae; Streptophyta; Magnoliopsida; Magnoliales; Magnoliaceae
Product: DNA mismatch repair protein PMS1
Exons: 10
Coding region: 177-2696 (839 amino acids)
Biological process (GO): mismatch repair
Cellular component (GO): MutLalpha complex
Molecular function (GO): ATP-dependent DNA damage sensor activity; ATP binding; ATP hydrolysis activity
Source: RefSeq, a predicted model, not a curated record
UCAAAAGUUCUUUCUACUCUUUAUAUCGUCGCCUUUCUCGCAUGACAGUUUUUCGCGGGAAAUUGCUAAGCAAAGACAGUUGCUGCGUAGGGUUUCUUUUUUCGCGGGAAAUCGCUGUGUAGGGUCUCUCUCUCGAUUUCUGAGCUAGGAAUGUGAGUCAAUUUGAUUGGGAUUGGAUGGAAGGAGUAGUUAAUUCUCCAUCCAUAAGGCCUAUCAAUAAGGGUGUCAUUCACAGGAUUUGCUCUGGGCAAGUAAUUUUAGAUCUUUCAUCCGCUGUCAAGGAGUUGGUAGAAAACAGCUUGGAUGCUGGUGCAAGCAGUAUUGAAAUAAGUUUGAAAGAGUAUGGCGAAGAAUCCUUCAAGGUUAUAGAUAAUGGUUGUGGCAUUUCACCUAGUAAUUUUCAGGCUCUUGCACUCAAGCAUCAUACUUCUAAAAUAGCAGAUUUUCCUGAUCUUCAGUCUUUGACGACUUUUGGCUUCAGAGGAGAGGCACUAAGCUCCCUUUGUGCAUUGGGGAACUUAACUGUUGAAACGAGAACAAAAAAUGAGUCUGUUGGCACGCGCUUGACGUUUGACCAUUCGGGUUUGGUAACAUCUGAAAGGAAGACAGCACGACCAAUUGGCACGACCGUCACUGUUGAGAAGCUGUUCUCCACUUUGCCAGUGCGGAAUAAGGAGUUCAGUCGCAAUAUCCGAAGGGAAUAUGGAAAGCUCAUUUCUUUAUUGAAUGCAUAUGCAGUUAUUGCAAAAGGAGUGCGACUGGUUUGCACCAACACCGCCAGUAAAAAUAUAAAGUCUGUGGUGCUUAAAACCCCUGGAAGCAGUUCACUCAAAGAUAAUAUUGUAACAGUAUUUGGCAUGAACACCUUUGCAUGCUUGGAACCUUUGAGCAUAUGUGUAUCAGAUGGCUGCAAAGUGGAAGGCUUUCUUUCCAAGCCUGGGCAAGGCAGCGGACGUACCCUUGGAGAUAGACAGUUCUUUUAUGUAAAUGGUCGGCCAGUGGAUAUGCCUAAAGUCAGCAAGCUUAUAAAUGAACUGUAUAAAAGUUCGAACUCCCGGCAGUAUCCUGUUGCAAUCAUGAAUUUUACUAUACCAACUAAAGCAUAUGAUGUCAAUGUAACUCCGGAUAAAAGGAAAAUAUUCUUUUCUGAUGAAGCCUCCCUUAUGCUUUCCUUAAGAGAGGCGAUAGAAAGCAUCUACUCCCCAAGCCUCUGUAGCUAUUCAAUUAACAGCUUUGAGGAUCCAAAGAAGGGUUCAAAGAAGGAAAAGGAUACAUUUGAAUUGGAUGCACCUUGUGACGAACCCCAUUGCUCUCCACCAAAAUCUCCUAGAGGCAGUGUGCAAAAGGACGUUGCGUGCUGGCCAGAACAAACCACGGAUGAUACUUCUCUUGACAUGGUUGAAGAGGGCAUUCCGGAUUCAGAUGUGGCAGAAGGAAUCGUUCAAUGCAAGGAGGAAACUCCCUUGUUGAAGAAUAGUGCUCUUAUUAGCAGCUACAGCAUGGAGAAGUCCAAAAGAUUUUCUGCAUAUCAGCCUAAGCAGCUGAAAACUCCGAUAUCUAAUACAAGAAAUGAUAAGCAUGCCAUGUAUGGUGGAAGAGAAGUUGAAAAGGAUUCUGCAGAAAAUGUUGAUUCAUCCAGUCGUUCAAAAGUUGUUCAGUCUUCACUUACCAAGUUUGUGACCGUGAAUAAGAGGAAGCAUGAAGAUACUUGUACAGUAUUGUCAGAAUUGCCAGUGCUAAGAAGUGAAAUGCUUCCUUGUCAAGUGAGGAAAACACAUCCAGAAAUGCAUGCUUCAGUCUCAGGUUCCCUUCUUAGUCAACAUGAAUGUGAUGAUUCUACUGACAUGGAUAAAAACGAACUUUCAGAGCAUUCCAAGGCAUUCCAUGUUCUGAAUGAAGUGAGAACUCCACCUUUGGCCAGAAGCUGCAUUGAUGAUAGAGUGUCUGCUGAGGAGAAUGUCACAAGUCAGGAGAAAGCAUCACCUCUCGUUGAUGUGGGUUCAAAAGCUUUUUCUGGCAAAAGUCUAGAAAAUACACUGGACGAUCUAUCAAGUACAGCUCCAUUGGUACAAUCUUCCAAUGUGAUUUUGGAUGGUCCAGUCCCUUGUUCUGGUUCAGAGAUAUGUUCUGUUUUGCAAUUUAGUAUCAAUGAUCUUAGAACCAGGAGGAGCCAGAGACUGUCAAGAUUGCAUUCCAACAGUUCUGCACCUGAAAGAAUGAAUAUUAAAAGAUGCUAUGCUGCUGCAACAUUGGAGAAUUCCCAACCAGAAAAUCAGGAGGGAAAGGCAAAGGCUCUAGCUGCAGCAUGUAAUGAGUUAGAGAGAUUCUUUAGGAAAGAAGAUUUUGGAAGAAUGGAGGUUAUUGGGCAGUUCAAUCUUGGUUUUAUCAUCGGCAAGAUUGAUCAAGACUUAUUUAUUGUAGAUCAGCAUGCUGCAGACGAGAAAUACAACUUUGAGCGUCUCUCGCAAUCAACCAUCUUGAACCAACAGCCUCUGCUUCAGCCAAUGAGAUUGGAAUUAUCUCCUGAAGAAGAAGUAAUAGCCUCAAUACAUAUGGAAAUUAUCAGGGACUUCUUUUAUUUGUUAUUAUUAUUUCCUUUUUGUGUCAAACAAAAGGAAAUGCAUUGCAAAUUCCACAAGGCUAACACUACAUAUGGGUGCAUCCCAAGGCUGAUGGAACGUGCUGCAUCCAAAUGACAAGAUAAGAACAGGAAUGUCCCCUUUUUAUCUAACUUGUGAUUCAAAAACAGGAAAAUUGAUGCCCACAUUAUGGGGCUUCCCUUCUCCAUCCCACCACAGAACCCUGUUAAUAGCUAUUUGGUGGUAAACCCAAAUGCCUUUUGGAUGCUUGAAAUAGGUUGCUGAAUCAUAUUAAUUGCAAGCUGAAAAUUUUCAAUUCAAAAAGCAUAUGAUUUGGCUGGACACGUCUUAGUAUGGAUAUUCUUUUUUUCAUCUCAAGUAUUGUGCCCAUGGGCUGCACAUGAUGAAUGACCUAAUCUUGAACAUAUUUCAUUUUGGAGUGUUUGCUACACUGAAAUUGAAGCAGGAUCAUGUCUGCAUGGCCUAAAAAUGAGAACAAGUUGAUCAUCAGUUGGGUCACAUGUAUGAAAAAAUGGACAUUUUGAAAAAAAUUCCAACAGUUUUGACAUGCGUGGUUUGCCUGACUGUACUUAUUUUGGCCAUGGAUGGUACACUAUAGAUUUCCCCUGUUGAAUGGCCUGGAUCUUACCCUUGGCAAAAUCCCAUGGGUAACCAUUGUACAGCUCAGUGAAACCAGAACAGUAGAUUUGUCAGCAGAGGGAGGAAGGGAGCACAGAGAAAUCAUCGUUUGCAUGUAAGGGAGGAAGAACUUAACAUUUUCGUGGAUGUAGUUGAAUUGCAAUCAAUUAUGAUGAGGUCCUGAAACACACCACAUUUAUAUGCAAUCUAGAAUGUUGCCAAAAAAAAAAAAAAACAAA